UCUGGUUUGGCUCUAUUUUCGUUACUGCUCGCUCUCGCUUCGGUGCACUGUUCAUCGUUUUCUACGACGUUUCAGUUUUCUCCUGGAUACCGAUCGGAUGGAAUGGUUGGUGCGGCCAGACAAAAAUACGGAUCUGUUCGCUUCUGCACUGCUGCUCGAUUCGGAUCGGAGUGUCCGGCAUGCCACUGCCGGAGCUCAGUGUGGUUGUCGAAUGUCCUUCCUCAACCACACUGUGUACGGUUACGAAAUUACGACCACCAUAAUGUAAUGUUUGCUAUCUGUAACGGAAGUCAACACCACCUGCUUGCAAGUACGGCGAUCCACAGAACGGAACAUCCUCUAACGCAACAUUUCCUCUAACCUUUUACGGAGGGGACCUAGCGCGCGAAGGAACGUGGUCUAAAGUGUUCUCACGUACGCUUUCAUGAUCCGAUCUUUAGUUUCCCCGCCUUAACCAUUUGUUAAUCAAACGGACAGGAUAGAUAGGAACUACUACCUGACAGUGGAGGCCUCGAAAGACGAUUGUGCCUUAAAUCGUGGGCAUUCUCUGCUAUUGGCAGCAUGCUGCACGUCGACCUUAGAAAGAUUCAGCCUAUUGUCCUCAACGCAGUUUACACACUCGGUCCCGGGAUUACAGAUCAGUCUCGGGAUUCGAACCCAGCCCAGCUGCGUGACAGCGAUGAGCGUUUCCAACAGCUCUAUCAGCGGGGGGCAUAUUUCAUGCUAGAGUUUUCAUAUUUAUCAAUAACUUUCACUUCAGACCACGGAAUUUCUUCAUUCUGAUAUUUAAGGAACUCCUCAAUAUCUUUUGCUGAGUAAUCCUCUGUCAUACCUAUCAUUUUCAUUCUCGCCAGGGGCAUUGAAAUAUAGUAUCCGUGGCCAAGAUCAGUCCCUUACCUAGCUUUAAUCGUAUUUAAUUUCUCAUUUUGAGAUACUUUUACUGAAAUUCUGAUAAUGGUAAUAAUGUACGAGAGAAACAUGAUAAUAAUGUACAUAAAAUGGAACCGGCUUGUGUUUGUCUAUUAAGAAUUAUCGGAGAAGUAAUAGACGUUAAUCGUCGUACGUAGAAAAAGGCCACAAUACGCGACAAGACAUGGAAGAGUCAUCGUGCAACAUAGCAAUUUACCCACUUAAUGUGAUCACAAUUGUAAAGACAAAGUGUCUAUAAUGCAAAAGAAAAAAAUAAGAAGGAAGACAAGGACAAGGAAAAAACAAAAACAAGGAAACGGUCUUUAUAUAAGGUUGGGGAAAAAGAAAUCCAAUAUUUUUGCGUUAGUUUCAAAACUGUAUUUAAUAUGUUCAGAUGGUCCAAUUUGCGUCACAUAUGGACCAUUUUGUUGCAAAAUUUGUUCCAUUUUCAAAGGCAACUUUAUAGGCAUAGCAUAGAUUCAUAACCCCUCUGUUUUAGAAGUCUUGGUCGUUAUUGAAACUCUAGUAAUCUGUUUUUACAAUCCUUUUUUGAUCUCAAUUUCGGAUCACUCAGGAAGUUUUACAAUGCAUGAAAAAGGUGAUAAUCGCUUGGUCUGGACUAUAUGAUGGAACUUCCCAACCGGUUGAGCUUGCUUAGACCAAGAUCGUUUUCACAUAGUAUUGUCGUAUGUAUCCCAUUUCUCAUCCUCAUUACCCAUUCGUUGAAGAAAUGGGUCGAUUUCAUUCCGUUUGGUCAAAACUUCGCAUUAUGUUUUUUGUGUAAAUUAGUAUAGCACCCUAACAUCGAACUUCUUUGUGAAUCCAGCUAUGCGCUAAUUACUUAAGACUGUAAAAUGUUGCCGAGUUGUUGUUACUUUGUUGCCGAGAAAACAAUCGAUUUCUUUUUAGCCAAUCUUAUAUUAAUUUUAUUCUUGCUAUCGUAUUUGGUUCGCACGUAGUUCAGUAGUGCCAUCUCCUGCUCCGUGCGGUUUCGCCAUGUCCAUGCACGCCUACUUGCUUUCGUUUCAUUUUAGGAAGUUUCCUCAAACCCUAGUGGCCAAAGAUGGGCGAAACGUUUCAUCAUCUAAAUUUGCCUUAAUUGUUCCAUUACUGCAUUUAAUCGUUAUUAAGGAGCAUAAGGUUUUUACGAUCUGUUGUUUAUUAAAAGAACCUUCUCUCAUCUCUAUCUUCGAAAAAGCUACGUUGUUUAUUUGUUGCGCUUUCCCCCCAAGUCCCUUGUCGCGUGAUAAACGUAUAUCAUUUAUAUUUCAAUCAAUCACGAUUGCAAAAUACUAGGAUGAUUCUGUUGUCCGGCGAUAGUAGCAGUUACAAGUUCAUACUUCCCCCUUCCAAAAAACUAUAAUGCAUUGCUAUGUAAAACGUUGCACCGUGUACACUUUCUGGCAUCUGGUAGCAUCUACCAAGCCAAGUAUAACUUCGUUCCGGGGCCUCACUAAUCGGAGCACACUUAUAGAGGCCAUCAUUAUACGGCUCGAUGACUAUAUACGCACUGCUUCACAAUCUGUGUCAAGUUUAUCCCGAAUGCAGCACAACGGUUUUAGUCGUGUGUCACACUGCUACAUUAACAUCAGGAGGCAUCAAGAGGCAUUCAUUAUCAACCGAAGAAAUAUUAAAGCAACCAAAAACGAUUCGAGAAUUUCGAAUGUAUAUCGCAAGGCAAAUGGCAAACAGCUCAUUGAACAAUUGUGCGAAUUUUUUGGUUAUCGUGUGGCUUCUUGUGAUCCUUCACGGAGAUCCAAGAACUGGAGGUAAUUGGAUAGAAAUUUCCCACUUCACGCCGCCCUCAACUGUGCAAGGUGAUCGUACCAGUGUGGCUUCGCGAAUUCACCGUAAUUCUACGAUCAAACCUGAACAUUCGGACAGCUUCCUGUCGUACUUUAGUCUCCUUUCAAAUUUAAAACCAAUGAAUACUUUGAACGGUUCCGAACGCUUGGUAAGAAAUUUGCUUAACUACGACAGUAGGACGUUAGAACCAGUUGGCUUCCACCAGGUACGGGCGCUGAAUGCUUCGAGUAAAGUGGAACCGCUACGUGAGCAUCAACCUGCUAAACAGGGCACGGAGCAUAUUGGGAUGCUUCCUCUCCGCUUUGAAGAAAAGUCCAUUGAGCAACCUCCUUCAAGGCCGACUAACAGCACCAUAUCGACGGAAAUAGAUGAUUUUGAUGAUUAUGGAGGACGGAUGUAUUCGUUAAACGAGAAAACAUUUCAUACGAAUAUCAUUGCACCUGCAAACUCUGUGAUUGAUUGUCCUGUUCACGGCCAACAAUCGGUGACUCUAGCCGGCGAGGAACUCGCUGCGUUUUUUGACUUUCUGCGUUGCUUACAAGCUAGCUUUGGCUUACGCUCUGCAUAUAAUGUUAGCGGCAAGAUUCACCUAUUGGUUGGUCUCCGGAAUUUGUUGUUCGCCAACAUUGAGCAAAGGAUCGCUAGGUUGUGGAUAGAUAACCAAUCCUCUAUGACGAUCCGACGAAAUCAACGGCGGCGACGAAGGCAGUUACGUCGAACUAGAUGGAUCGACCAUGCCGGCGAUAGUGAUGGCAGCAUGGAUUUCCCAUCGGCAGAAGGUGCUCUACUCACUAUCUCCUUCCUUACCUUUGCCGUAUUUCUGAUCAAACUCGUACUUCAAGUGAUCAACACGAUCAAGGCCAAGCAUUACACCUACAGCACCUUUGCCAGUGGAAGUACACCGUUCUCCGGCAAGCUAAUGGCCAAGAAGAUGCAUCGUACUAUGGGCGAUUUAUCCUUCGGAACCGAUGAAACAUUUGAUCGAACUAUCUUAAAAGCCAUCAACAGCUACAAGUUGCCGUAGUCGCAUAAUGAAAUAAUUGAUUCUCUCUCUUUCGCUUUGAUGGUUUUCAUUGUCGUCUGUAGGAACGGGGUGAACCUUAUCUUAUCCUAAACGUAUAUUUUUGCAUUGUAUUUGUUGAUUGCAUUGCGUUGUUAUUGCAUCCAGAUUGUCACUGUAGUUAUUAAUUAUCAACAUCGAAGAAGACUAUCAGGGUCCGCACUAACGUCUUUCGCAUUAAAUCUGAUUAAUCAGUUCACCAUAGACGGAUGUUCUGCAGAAAGGUCACAGCAUAAAUGUUACAUAGAAGCAGAAGCAUAAAGUAUUGUCAAGGUUCAAAGUAUUUCUACCCCUUCCGUCUUAUGAUUGAAAGUUUACCAGAACUCAAGCGCAUACCUUUAAUUUGCCUUGAACCGCUUCAUUUCGUUGACUAUAAACUAUAAAAUAUCAAUAUAUAAAAAAAACUAGGAACAUGUUAAAUAUUGAUGGACUUUUCAUAAAAUCCACACCCCAAACCCAAACAAACCCAACAUUUAUUAUAGUAAAAUUAAUAGAAAAACUAACACUUAUUAUGUACGUCAAAUAUCAACAUCGGCUACUGUAAUAGUAUUAGGAUAUUAUAUUUCCAAAAGAACGAAUACAAGGAAAAUGCACUGAUA
This is a messenger RNA of Anopheles cruzii, 4374 nucleotides long. RefSeq lists its product as uncharacterized. The transcript is spliced from 3 exons. Bases 2405 to 3739 code for a protein of 444 amino acids. Lineage: Eukaryota; Metazoa; Arthropoda; Insecta; Diptera; Culicidae. The record is from RefSeq and is a predicted model, not a curated record.